AUGGAACACAAACGCGAUCCACCUUUAAGGCCGACCAUCUCAACAUAUAACGUGUUCAUCAGGUCCGGUUCGUUGUUGAGGCGGAAUGACCUUACCGAGUUCGCCAUCGAACAACUACGCAAGCUGAAGGAGAACGAUCGUCAUGCCAUAAUGGUACAACCGCCACCAUCGCUGGUAGUCGCUGAAAAUCGGUCAGAAGUAAAUGGAGCAGAGUCCAAGUGGGCGGUGGCCUUGAAAUAUCAGAAGGCUGAACUACCACCAGUCUUGGAGAAACCACUCAUAGCCGACGCGUUCACACUCACGAGCUAUAUCCAGCAUCUCACAGCCACAGGGAACCCCGACGUCGUCGCCGACAUCCUUUUUCAUGUUCUUCCCGAGCUGUCCAUCAUUGACCAUCCAUCGUGGGGCUCUGUUACGGACAAGCAACUCGCUCUCAUACGUAUGCAAACGCGCCAGAUGCGUCUUGCUCGUGCUGUCUCUCUCGGACCGUGGUUUUUCAUUGCUGUCCUCAAUGCUCUUUGCAAGGCCGGGAAAACGGGGCUCGCAGAGCGCGUGUGGUUGCUCGCAAAGCAAGCCGAGCGUGCCAGCUUGACGGGUGCUAUUGGCGUUGAUGGCAGGCCCAUGAAGCCUUGGCGCUUGCCAAUCCAGGCAUAUACAAUAAUGCUGCAAUGUUAUGGCGCUGAAGCGCGUCGCGGUCUUGAGUUGCGCCGCAUCUCCAAGCCAAGGGCGAAUGACUGGGCUCCCAAGAUUGGUGGUAACAAAGUGCAAGGUUGGGCGAGUUUUGUGCUCGCUCAAAAUGCGGCUGCUCGGAAACACAGAUCCCGUCGCACUCUUGCGUUACUCAUGGGUGCAACGAUGUAUCGAAUCAUGCGUCGUGCUGGAAUGGGUAUCUGGAAAGGCUUGUCUGAACUGCAGGAUAUGGACAAAGUCACGCUCAAACCCCCUCGCCCAGACGCCCGUUUCUUCAACGCCGCCCUCGAGAUGUUCGGUCGGCAACCCAGAACGUUCCAGCGGUCAAGUCGUACUACACCUGCGCACUGGCGACGCAAGGUCAACCUUGGAAAUGUCCAGUUCUCCAGGCUAGGCGUGAUGCCUAGAAACUGGAAUCCCUUCCUGGGUAGAAUCGUGAAGGAAAUGCAUGCGCUUGGAUUCAAGGUUCCUUCGGGUUUCAGACGGUUGUUCGAACAUCGCCAUCGGCCUGAACUCAAUCAGCAGCCGUUUGCAUUCCCGAAGUCGCGUAGGUCUCCUUUCCGACCACACGCGCUACGGACACUCAAGACGCGCGGUCUGCCUGUUCGACGUAAGGAAUGGAGGGUGCUUGGUAGGAGGUACCGGUGGAAGCACAGACGGAGACGAAAGUUGCAGAAUGGAGGAGGAAAAGUACGAUAA
Molecule: messenger RNA, 1389 nt
Organism: Suillus paluster
Lineage: Eukaryota; Fungi; Basidiomycota; Agaricomycetes; Boletales; Suillaceae
Exons: 2
Coding region: 1-1389 (462 amino acids)
Source: RefSeq, a predicted model, not a curated record